This is a messenger RNA of Engraulis encrasicolus (European anchovy), 2500 nucleotides long. RefSeq names its product pleckstrin homology-like domain, family A, member 2 (gene phlda2). NCBI's taxonomy places the organism in Eukaryota, Metazoa, Chordata, Actinopteri, Clupeiformes, Engraulidae. The record is from RefSeq and is a predicted model, not a curated record. Gene Ontology annotation, biological process: positive regulation of apoptotic process. Bases 163 to 579 code for a protein of 138 amino acids. Gene Ontology annotation, molecular function: phosphatidylinositol phosphate binding. The transcript has 2 exons.
GGAUCCCUGUUCAUUCAUACCGCCGACCUGGAUUAUCACGACACAAAUAAGAGGCUCCUCCACCGGGGACUUCACAAGACGUUAGAAGGAAUACUUCGGACCUUCAGUUCCGUCAUUUCCUACCACAAGAGAGAAACGUCGACACAAGACGCCGGUCAAACGAUGAAAAUGUCCGCGUCCGAGAUCUGCAAGGUCCUGAAGGAGGGCGAGUUGGAGAAGAGGAGCGACAACUUGCUCCAGUUCUGGAAGAGGAAGACGUGCGUCCUGACCGCGGACAGCCUGAGCAUUUACGCCGACACGCAGAAGAAGACGAAGGGCAAGGAGCUCAAACUCCAGACCAUCAAGAAGGUGGACUGCGUGGAGCGCACGGGGAAGUUUGUCUACUUCACCAUCGUCACCACGGAUGACAAAGAGAUCGACUUCAGGUGCUCCGGUGAGGAUGGCUGUUGGAACGCGAUCAUUACGAUGGCACUCAUAGACUUUCAGAACAGGAAAGCCAUUCAGGACUUUAAAACACGACAGGACCCGGAGAGUUCAGCUCCAACACAGCAGGAGAGGCGAAUGGGUCGGGCACCAUGAACAACACUCUGAAAGAUUGUUUCUUUUGACUUGUUAAAACCGAACCGGACCAUGAUGAAGCUGGACCAAGCGGAAUCUUCUCCAUCCAGACUGAAGAUGGCCAGUUCCGGAGGGCGCGCGGCGCGCCACCCGCGUGCCAUGAGUCUCGGGCACGGGACACUAAAGAAUGCGACCUCAGUAUCUACGAAACUCUCAAGACUGAAUCUGUGGACAUUUCUUUAAGUAUUUCAAAACCUUUGUAUGGAGGAUCACCCCACGCAACAAAACCCACAAAUGGCCGAUACGGACUAAUGUAUGUCUAGCGUGGUUAAAAAGGAUGUUAAGUUAUUUUUACGUGCUAUUUUAUGUAUUUAUUUAAUAAAUAUUGCCCGUUUGAAAUAAUCACUGACUGUGUGGUGAAUUCUCAUAAUUCUGGGAAUGUCAUGUCACAUCGUAGGCUACCGGUUAGAAAUAGAGAAGCUCUCUGUUCUGGCUAAUGGUGUAUGAAGAAAAAGGGAUGUGAAGCACUAUAUCGCAUUUUCAGUUCUGAACAUGGGCCCAUAGUAGAUAGUUAGGACUAUGAUUAAGGAAACAUAACAAAUUCCAGCACUUUCAUUAAAGCGCAGUUUGUUUCAGAAAAAAGAGAUAUUUUAAAAUGUUUCCUCAAAAGUCUUUGGAAGAGAAGAGAAGAGAAGAGAAUGGAAUGGCUUUUAUUUUGCCUUAAUAUAGCCUAGUAGACUGAAAACCUUGUACAACGGUAUAACUAACUGUUCAUAACACUGAACAGGAGCUAUUGCAGAGUAGAUAUGCUAUUUAAUGGCUGUGGAAGUUGAUUAAUUAUCAUACUUGUUUUAACCAAUCUCUAAAAGUCUUCAAACGUUUUAGUCUAAAUUAGUCUUUAGAAGAGUCAGUCUAAAAGAGUUUUUUCUGAGCAGGGGGCAUCCACUCCACUCCAACACCAGUGCCUCUGCUCUCCAUGUCAUUGCCAAUGCUAAUCAUUAUCUAAUCAGAACCAAAAAAAAUACAAUUAAUUACAGGCAAAUUACAUUGAAAACCCAUCUCAUUAUUCAGCCAUUGUUUCUUAAACAACUACAAGCUAUAGGGAAGGCAAUGCCAUGUAUAUAAUGCAACAUAUCCUGACCUGUUGUCAUAUAGGCCUAAUGUAAUGCCAAGUAGGCUUAAUAGGGUAUGUAGGUUUAGUGAAAUUAGUGUGUCUGCCGAGGUGUGCGGGUUGAUGAGGAGAGUCUUGUCUGUCUCUCACUGUCUGCAGUGAGGAUGUUAGGCAAGAGUGAUGGAGAAUCACAGUAUUUCCAGUGAGGACUUUAAGGCCAUAGUGAAGUCAAUGCAAUUACAUCAUAUCAAAUCAAUUCAAUUCAAAAGUUCUUUAUUGGUAUGACACAUUUUCUGGCAUUUGUAUGGCCAAAGCAAUAGUAAUCAGGGCCCUACAUUAACUUUUUUCAUCACCUGCCAAAAUGGCUAGUAGAUGUUUAUCUUACCAGCCAAAUAUGCUCUCACUAAUAACUCAAAGUGGCUAGUAAGUUGGUCUUUUGUACCGGCCAAACAGAAAUUUCACCAGCAUUUGGCCAGUUGGCUGGUAUUAAUUUAGAGCCCUGAUAGUAACGUGGGCUAUCCAGUGAGGAUCAUAGGGUCAAAGUGAAGCCUCGCUAUAUCUCUGGUGUGAGGAGGGCAGACGGUGGCCUUUGCCAUGGUGGCCACGGUGGUCUUUGAAGAGGGAUCAGUGGCAUCCGAGCACAAUGAGCAUCAAAGCUGCCGCGCGCCUUAGCUCAGCUAGCGACGCCGCCUCAGCUCAGCGCCUGUUAGUGUCUAUAAAUACAGCUGCUGCUAAUUUGCUCCUGUGCUACACCGCUAGUUGCUGUACCGGACGUCCUCUGGCCUGACUGACCACAGUGUAUUGUGAGGUGCAAGGGUGUGUGUGUGGUGA